UAUAUUUCGGAUGGAUCGGAGAUAAAAAGCAAAAGCCUUAUUGUUUUUCAGUUGUUUAAACAAGUUUUUUGUUAUUUCUGUGUAACUAAAAUUAUUGUGGUUAAUGUUAAUCAGCUACCUGCUUGUGUAAAAUAGUUCAAAAUGCCGAAGAAAACUAAAAAGGUCAAAACAGGCAAAGGAAAGGUAAAGAAGGGGAAGAAGAAGGAAAAGAAAUUCUCUGAUACAGCACUUGCCACAGCCAACUCAAAGAUAUGGGAAGCUCGGUUGGCUACCACAGAGAUGUCCCGACAAGAAUUCCGAGAGAGUUCAAAACAUCUUGCCCUUGAGAAUGAAGCCCUACAAGUGUCGAUGCAGAAGACAGAAAGGGACACAGUGGAAGUUAUAACAUUCUUGAAAAGAGAGGAUCAAGCUAAGGAGGACCUUAUUUCAAAAUUGCAGAAACAAUUGAAGGACACAAAAAGAGAAACCAGGAAAGAAAAGGAGAUCAUUAUUGCAGACUUCACUGAAAAAAUACAGCAGCUUGAAGAUGCCCUGCAGGAGAAGUCCAAUGAAGUGAAAUUGAUGCAAAGUGAAUUGAAACUUGUUAAGGAAUUCAGACGGAAGCGUGGGCAGAUGCAAAAAGAACUUGAGGAGAUAAAAGAAGACAUGUUUUUGACGAAUAAAGAACACAAAGAGCAACUGCAAAGGAUGGAGCACAAGUUCUUUGAGGAAAAGAUCCGAUUGCAACAGGAAGCAAGUCAGAAGAUCGCGGAACUUGCGGAGAGAGCCCACACAGAAGCUAUCAGUAAAUUGGAUGAGACAACUCGAUCUGUUUACAAAGAAAAUGUGCGUGUGAAUGAGGCUCUGUGUUACCACAUGAAAGAAACAAGUGAGUUGGAAAAAGCUAAAGGGGAACUGGUGACCAAGAACAAGCAGCUAGAAGACUGUCUCUUAUACACAUCUAAGCUAUCAGGUGAUGUGUUACAAGAGAAAGUAUCAAGUCUUGAGACUGCACUCAGCCACAUGGUGAAGGAGUUUGAGCGAGAACGCGAGAUUGUUGUCAGCAAGGCUUCCAUCGAGACCGAAUCCAGUAAAGUGGAGAUUGCUAAGCUACUGCGUACAGUUGAAAUGAGAUCGAAAGAAAUGAAUAAAGUGAAACGACUGGCAAAGGCUGUACUUGAUCAGAGGACUGAAAUGGAACAAUUUUUCCUUGAUUCUUUGGAGCUUGUGAAGAAAGAGAUCGUUGCAAAUCGUGCUAAGUACCGUCGAGAUGCUGCAAUGGCAUACCACAGACGAAUGCUAGAUGCACAUGCCGGCAAAGUAGACUACCCAAAAAUAAGAACCUUCCGUAAUUCCGACACCAGCACCAAUAGUGUUUACAACGACCUGAAAGCGGCUGAAGAUUGGAGUGGACUUGGAGUCCAAUUGGAUCUUAAAGAUUUGACUUGGGAACAAAGAGAGCGCGUUCUCAGACUUUUGUUUGCCAAGAUGAAUGGAAAUAAAGUACGUCCUCACCCUCCGUCUGACGUUGGUCCGAAUAAAACAAGGUUAUCAUCUUCAAUUGAAAGGUUAGCUAUUGAAGGUCCGUCUGAGCAAGAUAAAACUUUUCUAACUCAAGCCCACAUGGAUGGUUCAAUGGAACGUAAUAUCAUACCCGCUAUCACUGCAUCAGCAGGUUCAAUAAAAGCCAAUAUUAUCCCUGAUAUUGGAGCGUCAACAAAAGAUACACAGCAAGAGUUGGCACUAGUCUCAUAAAAUCUGAACAUGGGACUCAAAACCAAGCAAAAUUAAAGACUAAAUCAUAUUCCAAUUCAUAAAUUGUAUUUAUCAUUUAAUUUCAAUGUGUUUAACGAUUUGUUUAGCACUUGUAUCAUGUUUAUUUGUAGAUUUUAAAAACUUAUUUUUUAUAAUGAGGUGCUUAUUAAUAAUCUUCUAUAACCUGUCUACCAAUUUGACAUUUUAUGAGUAUAUAGCUUAUUACAUGAUUUAUUUGAAUUUGGAAAAUGUAAACUAAUAUAAGUGAAUUGUAUAUUAAAACUAUUAUUAUUAUUAUGAUAAUAAUAAUUAUUAUUACUUUUA
Anneissia japonica is the source of this 2058-nucleotide messenger RNA. RefSeq names its product basal body-orientation factor 1-like. The transcript is spliced from 11 exons. Bases 142 to 1734 code for a protein of 530 amino acids. The record is from RefSeq and is a predicted model, not a curated record. NCBI's taxonomy places the organism in Eukaryota, Metazoa, Echinodermata, Crinoidea, Comatulida, Comatulidae.